This is a messenger RNA of Penicillium verrucosum, 1326 nucleotides long. RefSeq names its product MCT family MFS transporter. Gene Ontology annotation, cellular component: fungal-type vacuole membrane. The record is from RefSeq and is a predicted model, not a curated record. The transcript has 2 exons. NCBI's taxonomy places the organism in Eukaryota, Fungi, Ascomycota, Eurotiomycetes, Eurotiales, Aspergillaceae. Gene Ontology annotation, molecular function: transmembrane transporter activity. The coding region runs from base 1 to 1326 and encodes 441 amino acids. Gene Ontology annotation, biological process: transmembrane transport.
AUGGCCUCCUCCCAGCCGUCUUCCAUAUUAGGAAAAGACACUGAGUCCGACGGCGUCAACAGCCAUAUUAAGACAGAGGUAGCAGACGAAGAACCACCAAAGCCCACAGUACCCCCUCUACCACCCAAUGGAGGCACAAAAGCAUGGCUCCAAGUCCUCGGGGCCUUUUUCCUGAACUUCAACACUUGGGGACUCUUGAACACUUUCGGCACAUUCCAGUCUGAAUAUAGCACCGGCUUGCUAAGGGACUCGUCGCAGUCUUCGAUUGCUUGGAUUGGAUCGCUGCAGGCGUUUCUGAUGCUGGUGAUUGGAGUUCUAUGUGGACGUGCUCUCGAUGCUGGGUAUUUCCACGUCGAUAUCACCUUGGGUGUAUUUUUGGAGGUGUUCGGCAUGAUGAUGACUUCGAUUUGCAAGAAGUACUGGCAGCUUAUCCUGGCCCAAGGCCUGUGUGUCGGCAUUGGCGCCGGAAUGACAUUUAUCCCCAGUGUUGCCAUCGUGGGCACAUAUUUCUCGACGCGGCGAUCCACUGCACUGGGUCUAGCCGCCACCGGCUCAAGCAUCGGAGGCAUCAUUUACCCUGUCGUGCUGAGACGUCUGAUCGUUCAGAUUGGACUACCCUGGGCGGUUCGAGUGAUGGCGUUCAUCAUGUUGGGAACGCUUCUCAUCUCGGUAGCUGUUAUGAGUCCUCGUCUUCCACCUCGCAAAUCAGGCCCGCUGAUUAACGUCGAGGCGCUCCGGGAUCCCGUCUUUGUCAUUUGGCUGUUCGCUGCAUUCUUCAUCUUCAUCGGUCUCUAUAUCCCAUUCUUCUACAUCGAGCAGUACGGUAUCAACCUCGGCAUAUCGCGGGAUCUGUCUUUCUAUAUGUUGAUCAUCAUGAAUGCGGGUUCGGUCCCCGGUCGUGUCAUGCCGUCUAUCAUCGCCGACAAGAUCGGUAACCUGUCGGUCAUGAUCCCAUCUGUCCUGCUCACGGGAAUAUUGAUGCUCGCGUGGAUCAGCGUGAAAUCUCAGUCGGGUCUGAUUGCCAUUGCGGUUUUUGUUGGCUUGACAAGUGGCUCUAUCCAGGCUGUGCUUCCCGCGACUGUCGCCUUCCUCUGUCCUGACUUGUCUAAGCUGGGCACCAACAUCGGGAUGACCCUCUUUGCAUCGGGUCUGGGAUUGUUGAUCGGUAGCCCUGUGGCGGGUGCCAUUCUAGAUCACCAGCGAACGUCCGCGGGAGAUGUAUUCUGGGGUACGUUGACCUUUUCUGGGAUCUUCAUCCUAGCAGGAGGUGUGUGCUUGAUCGUUGCUCGUGUGCUCAAGGUAGGAUUCGCUUUGAAAAAAGCUUGA